Molecule: messenger RNA, 776 nt
Organism: Raphanus sativus (radish)
Lineage: Eukaryota; Viridiplantae; Streptophyta; Magnoliopsida; Brassicales; Brassicaceae
Product: adenine phosphoribosyltransferase 2
Exons: 6
Coding region: 36-602 (188 amino acids)
Biological process (GO): adenine salvage
Cellular component (GO): cytoplasm; cytosol
Molecular function (GO): adenine phosphoribosyltransferase activity
Source: RefSeq, a predicted model, not a curated record
ACGCACGAAAGUGAGAGAGAGAGAGAGAAAAAGAUAUGUUUGCGGUGGAGAAUGGGUUGCAGGGAGACCCAAGACUGCAGGCUAUCUCCGACGCCAUUCGAGUCAUCCCUCACUUCCCCAAGACUGGGAUCAUGUUUCAAGACAUAACGACGCUGUUGCUGGAUCCAGUUGCCUUUAAGCAUGUCAUUGAUAUCUUCGUCGAUCGUUACAAGCACAUGAACAUCUCUCUCGUUGCCGGCGUAGAGGCGAGAGGAUUCAUAUUUGGACCUCCCAUCGCAUUAGCCAUAGGUGCCAAGUUCGUCCCUCUACGUAAACCAGGAAAAUUACCCGGGAGAGUGAUAAGCGAAGAGUACGAGCUUGAGUAUGGAAAUGAUCGUCUAGAGAUGAGUAUGGAGGCUGUCAAAACCCACGAACGAGCUCUUGUCAUCGACGAUUUAGUUGCCACUGGUGGAACACUCUCCGCUUCUAUUAACCUCUUGGAGCGAGCAGGGGCCGAAGUCGUGGAAUGUGCAUGCGUUGUUGGUUUGCCUAAAUUCAAGGGGGAAUGUAGGCUGAAGGGAAAACCAUUGUAUGUUCUGGUGGAGCCUAGCCAGUUAGACUAAAUAACCUUCUAAGCCUUUACGCGGUCAACAGCUCUAUCUAUUUCUCCAAAUUCCAGCUAGAUGUAAUGUAAUAUCAUUGGUUGUGACAAAUAAUAAUAUGAUUGGUGUAACCAGUCUAUAUGUAAUUAAAUUGUUUAAAUCUUUAUCAUAAUACAUAUGGGGUGAUUCAUGCUA